Styela clava is the source of this 1126-nucleotide messenger RNA. RefSeq names its product cell cycle checkpoint protein RAD1-like. NCBI's taxonomy places the organism in Eukaryota, Metazoa, Chordata, Ascidiacea, Stolidobranchia, Styelidae. The record is from RefSeq and is a predicted model, not a curated record. Gene Ontology annotation, cellular component: nucleus; checkpoint clamp complex. Gene Ontology annotation, biological process: DNA repair; DNA damage checkpoint signaling.
UAUUACUGUUAAUUCAAAAAAGGUGCUUUACUUUAUAAAUAUUGAUAAAUGGAUGGCACAACGGUUGAAGAUGAGGAUUACGCAUUCCUAGCCAAACUUGGUAAUGCAAGAAAUCUUUCACACAUUUUAAAAGCGAUACAUUUCAAAGAUGUAGCAACUGUAUUUGUAACAGAAAACGGUUUGAAAGUAACUGUAGAAGAUGCAAAAUGUUUGCAAGCAAAUGCUUUCAUUCAAGCAACUGUUUUUGAUGAAUAUGAUGUUCAUGAAGAAGUAAACUUCUGUAUCAAUUUGAACGUUCUUCAAGAGUGUUUAACUAUAUUUGGAAGUAGUUCCAUUAUGACAACAUCGUUGAAAAUGGUUUAUGGGGGAUAUGGAUCACCUCUUACCCUAACCUUAGAAGAAGAAAACAUUACAACUGAUUGUAGUAUAAAGACGCAAGAGUCAGAAGAGACUCUAGAUUUUGAAUUCUGCGCUGCUAAUGUUGUUAAUAAAAUUAUAAUGAAAGCUGAUUGUCUGCGAGACGCUUUUAACGAGUUAGACCACACUUCUGAUGUGGUUGAGAUUACGAUGUCUCCACAGAAACCAUAUUUCCGACUUUCAAGCUCAGGAUAUUGUGGACGAACAGAUAAUGAUAUUCAUAAAGAUUCUGAUAUGGUAGAAAUCUUUCAAUGCUCAGAGCCGCAGUCAAAUCAGUAUCGUUUAUCCUUGCUAAAACCUUCCGUAAAAGCUGUUAAUCUUGCAAGUAAAGUCUGUAUAAGAAUGGAUCAUCGUGGGUUUUUAUCAUUCCAAUACAUGAUCAAAAAUGAAAGUGGGCAAAUUUGUUUUGUUGAAUAUUAUUGUUGUCCAGAUGAAAAAUUUGAUGAAGAAGAUGUUUGACUUUAACACAAGCCCAUUUUACCCUGUGCAAACUAGAAAAAAAUAUUCAUGUAUCUGAAUAUGAACCCAUUCAGACCUUAAAUCAACAGUAUUAAUAGCUGGGAAAGUACAGAUGGCAUCAGUAAUUUUAGAUUUUCACUUCAUUUGACAGUGGUUAUUUACUUUUAUCUUGUCUGUUUCAAUCAUCAAUUUCUUUUAAAAUGUUGUUUAUACACAUAGUUCUUAUUGUUUUUUUACACUCUUUUCAGAA